Messenger RNA from Pelobates cultripes (western spadefoot toad), 912 nucleotides. NCBI's taxonomy places the organism in Eukaryota, Metazoa, Chordata, Amphibia, Anura, Pelobatidae. The record is from the annotation of a GenBank genome assembly.
AUGGAGGGAAGUGAGGGGGGAGAAGCACUCACCAUAAUUAGGCAGGAGAUGGCACAGAUCUCUGCCCAGAUGCUGACCAAGGCAGACACCGGCAACCUGCUGCAUGAGUUUAGGACGGUGGUGAGGGAAGAAAUCUCCGCUCUGCGCACAGACCUGGCGGCAGUGGAGGUGAGGGUGGAGGCGCUGGAGACAGAAACACAGGCGUGCCGCAAUCAGCACCGAGCCACCGAGCUUGUGACCACCCGCCAGGGUAACCUCCUCCUGACCCUGCGCCGCCAGGUGGAAGACUUAGAAAACCGCAGCCGCCGCCAAAAUAUUAGGAUCCGCGGCCUGCCGGAGCCGGACUCCACACCGCUCCAGGAGACAGUGAGAGCCCUCUUCAGGCAGAUCCUGGGUGAGAGAUGCCCCACGGAUCUCUACUUUGACAGGAUACACAGGGCUCUGGGACCCCAGAGACAUGACGGGAAGCAGAGAGAUGUCCUCUGCUGCCUCCAUGCCUAUAGCCUCAAAGACCAGCUGAUGACCGCCACCAGCGGGACGAACACGAUCACGUUCCAGGGUGCGGAGGUAGCUCUUUUUCAGGACCUGUCCAGCCUCACUUUGGAUGCAAGACGUGCACUCAGACCAAUCACCGCGGCGCUAAGAGAUAGAAACAUCGUAUACAGGUGGGGAUUCCCCUUUAGCCUCCAGGUGAGACACGGCGGCUCGUGGCUGCGGAUCCGAUGGCCAGAUGACGUGCCACCGCUGCUGAGGACCCUUCGCAUCCCCCCAGUGCGCCUCCGGAACUGGCUCUUGGAGACCCCGCUGGCUCCAAGAGGGCGACCCGCUGACCGUGACGCCAAACCAGCAUCCACUCAGGCAAGAGAACCUCCGGCGCGGCUGUGGGGAGGACACGCCGAGGCUGAAGAAUAG